This is a messenger RNA of Melanotaenia boesemani (Boeseman's rainbowfish), 2597 nucleotides long. RefSeq lists its product as uncharacterized. The transcript is spliced from 4 exons. Lineage: Eukaryota; Metazoa; Chordata; Actinopteri; Atheriniformes; Melanotaeniidae. The record is from RefSeq and is a predicted model, not a curated record. Bases 84 to 740 code for a protein of 218 amino acids.
UGUGACACACACAGGUCAUCUUCCCUCGAAGCUUCAAGCUUCUUUUGUCUUGGACAGCAAACAGAGAGUAACCUGGAGAAGGGAUGUCGGCUGCAGGGCUGUUAAUCGUGUUGCUGAGUCACCUCGUCCUUGUUUCUGGCGGACAGACAAACAUCACAGCUGAACCUGGACAUGACGUCUCUCUGCCAUGUAGAGUUAAACGUUAUUAUUAUGAAGGAGACAUCAGUGCUGUGAAGUGGACCAGACCUGAUCUGGAUCCACAAUAUGUUCUUUUGUAUGAAUAUAGGCGCCUUGAUCCAGACCACCAGCAUCCAUCUUUCCAGAACCGGGUGGAUCUUCAGGACAGACAGAUGAAGGAUGGAGACGUGUCUCUGAUUCUGAAGAAUCUGACGAUUAAUGAUACAGGAACAUAUGAAUGUGGAAUCCAUAGAAGAACACAGUGCAUAAUGGAAGGCUUAAUAAGUAUCUCCACCAUCCAUCUGGAAGUUUCUCCUCCAGGUACAACACAGGAUGGAGGAGACAAGGAUGGAGGAGACAAGGAUAAAAGGAACCAGGAUGGAGGAGACAAGGAUGGAGGAGACAAGGAUGGAGGAGACAAGGACUUAGGAGACAAGGAUGGAGGACAUUAUGGACUGAUUGUGGGUCUGUCAGCUGUAGUGAUCGUUGGGAUGGUUGUUGGUUUUUGGAUCUAUAAAAGAGUCCAGAAGAAGGACUGGGCUCCUCUUCCUGAGCUGCUCUGACUCAUCAGAUAAUCAGGGUGUUCUGCAGCAUCGUUCUCUGUCAUGGAGACGAUGAAACAUCAGCAGCAUCAACAUGUUUCAUCUCUGACUGAACUUCAUAGAAAUGUUCCAGAAACAAACCAAAGAAUCCAGAACGAAGACCAGAAAGAAACCAGAACCCAGUUUUAUUGGCAGUUCCAGAGUCCAUGAUUCUGGUUCAGGACCAUGUGAUCCGCCUCUCUGCAUCAGUCAUCUGACCCUCUUUGAAUUAUUGAGGAACUUCAGAGCUGUGAUGUCUGGAGCUUCCAGCUCCUGGUAUGUUUUCCACAUCAAACUGGUCGUGGGUGAGGAUGGACAGAAGCUGAUGUGGGCAGAAAGAUCUGAGAAUCUCAGACUGGAGGAGCCUUCAUCCUUACAGUCAUCAUCUUCAUCAAGCAGCAGGUUUAUGAGCAGAGAGGAAGGAGAAAAUGAAAGUUCAACAUUUUAUGUGUGAAAGCACCAACAGAUCAGGAGAAACACCAAAACUCGAUUUCCAGCCGAGACUGAAGAGAAAUUAUUAAUUUAGUUGAUGUUCAGAAGCAUUUUAAUAAUGUAGUUCCCAGUGAGAAGCCUCCCGGUUCCAGGUAGAGGUCCUGCAGCCUUUUCCAGAGUUAAUAUGUAGGAAGUUACUUUAACAAAAAAAGAAAAAACUACCUUUAACUGUGACGUCCUGCUGCUCAGUCCUACUCUGUGUAUCAGUCCUCUGUAGUGAGUGGAAACGGGUUAAAAGAAAAAGAAGAUGCAAGGUGUCUUAUUUGGUCCUAAAGACUCAUUUAUGCUCCUUUUAUGUACGUAAAUGGGUUUGUUAGUUUCAAACAUCACUGUCCUCAUGAUGAUCAUUCUCAGAAAGAGAUAUAAAAUAAGCAGUGCAGUAGAUGGAGGGUCUGAGAGGACCUUAAAUGCAGCACAGCUUCUUCUUCUUUGUUCCUUUUACUGGCUGCAUAUCAGCUGUACUGCUCAACGCUGCCCCCUGGUGUCCAGCAGAAGUGCUGUUCUAUCAGGUUACACAUCCACAAGGAUCCAAAAAUGGACCAAAUUAACACGUAAAAGAUCCAAAGAUGGAUGAAAUGGUUCGUAUCCGUCUUUUAGAUAGAGCAUAAAUGAGUCUUUACCCUUCAUUAGGGACUGUUUGGUCCUUUUAUGUCCUUUUUCUCUGAACUGUUGGUCAACAUUUUGGUUGUGUUUUCCCAUUUAUUUUUGUGAAAAAGUUUUUCUCUUGAAAAACUUGUAAAUUUCAGUGUCUAUUUUAUUUCAAGGUCAAAAUGAUAUCAGGAACAAAUUCAUUAUUCUUCUGGGUCAUCAGAGGACAAAAAGUCCCUUCUGAAAAAACUGUUCUGGAAACGUUACAGAAUUUUUUAUAGUUUUAUUUUCUCUAAAUCUGUCAAUCAAUAAAUCCUAACCAAAGAUCAAAAUACCAAUUUAAAUUCACAUGAUAGUUACUGCCUGAGGAUGAUGAACGCUGUUGUUUUUACAUAUUGAUCCAUGUGUGAUGUUUGUCUCUGGGGUUUGUGGUUGGCAUGAUGGGGGUGGGGGUCGGAUAACAUCUAAGUUAUUCUAAGGUACACCAGAAAGGAGUAACAUUAUGAUGGAGACGUGGAUUUCUUCUUCUGUCCAGCUGUAACGUUUCUGUAGAAAUGUCCAAACAUUUUCUUCUCUAGAUGUUUCAGAGUUUCUUUGUGUUGCUUCAUAACGUUUUUCUGAUCAUGGUGAGUUUCUAACAUGAAUAUUUCCUCACUGACAAAUGAAAAGGUGAUUAUAGACGAUCAAUAAUCUGUAACCCAUCAGAAAGUGGAUGAACUGGUCAGGUGUGUUUCAGAAUAAAGUGGAUUGUUGUGUGGA